UGACUACAAAAUUAGUUAAAAUAUUAUGGUCGACAUCUCAACAUAGCAAAAGUUGCAAAACCAUAAGUUUGGAAAAGACAAUGGAAGAAAUAGUUAAGGAGCAAAGAGAAGUUGUCAAAAAAGUUAUUUUAGAACACGGUAAAACGGUUGUGGAUACCAUCAAAGUGAGCCAGUUGUACGGUGGUAUGCGCGGUAUAUUGGGCUUUAUAUGUGAGACAUCAUGUGUUCUUCCAAAAGAGGGCAUAUUAUUUCGGGGUCAUUCCACAGCUAAAAUAGAGGAAUGUCUACCGCGUGCUGAAGACGGCUGUGUCCCCUUGCCGGAAGGUAUGAUUUGGCUACUGAUGACGGGCAAGCUACCUACUCAAGAGGAGGUUAAAUAUAUUACAAAAUAUUUAAAUGAGCACAGCACAUUGCCAGAAUAUGUCAUACAAGUAAUGGAUAGUUUGCCGAAAGAGUUGCACCCUAUGACGCAUUUUGCCAUCGGUUUACAAGCAUUACAGCUCAACUCUAUAACGCUAAAAAAACGCAAAGAACACCAGAAAACGGAAUGGUGGAGACUUAUAUUGAGAGAUGCCAUGGACCUGUUGUCAAAAAUUACUUUAAUCGCAGCCCACACCUACAAUCAUAACUACCGCGGAGAAAAAAUUUGCUACCAAGUAGACUGCGAAUUGGAUUGGUCAGCGAAUUUUACUAAAAUGAUGGGCUUUAAAAAUCCUAAGUUCGAUGAGUGCAUACGGAUGUAUUUAACCCUACACGCUGAUCAUGAGGGCGGCAACGUUAGCGCUCAUGCCUGCCAUUUGGUAGGUUCGGCAUUGGCCGAUCCUUACAUAUCUUUUGUCGCUGGUCUGAACGGUUUGGCUGGGCCAUUGCAUGGUCUUGCUAACCAAGAGGUAUUGACAUUUUUGAAUGAAUUAAUCAAGGACAUAGGCAAAACUCCAACCGAUGAGCAGGUGUUAAAUUGGCUUAAGGGUUGGUUAAAACCAGGGAAGGUUAUACCCGGCUAUGGUCAUGCUGUAUUGCGCGUUACCGAUCCCCGUUUUACUACCCAAGAAAAUUUCGCCAAACGCAACAUAAAAGAUGAUGCUAUGGUUAAUUUAGUGCAUCAACUAUAUCGAGUGGUUCCGAAUUUUUUGAAAAGUCUGAAAAAAAUAAACAAUCCCUAUCCGAACGUUGAUGCUCAUUCGGGUGUGCUGUUGUCCUAUUACGAAAUGAAACAGAAUGAUUUUUACACAGUAUUAUUUGGCGUGUCGCGUGCUAUUGGCCUAAUGUCGCAGCUCGUAUGGGCCAGAGCUUUUAUGUAUCCCAUAGAGCGUCCUGACACAACCACUACGGAAGGUUUGUUGGAAUUAAUCAAAGCCAAAAAGGAAGGUAAAGACAAACAGGGAAAUGACACAAAAGACGCAAAGGAAAAAUAA
Glossina fuscipes is the source of this 1415-nucleotide messenger RNA. Its product is annotated as citrate synthase, mitochondrial-like. Bases 81 to 1415 code for a protein of 444 amino acids. Gene Ontology annotation, cellular component: mitochondrial matrix. Gene Ontology annotation, biological process: carbohydrate metabolic process; tricarboxylic acid cycle. The transcript is spliced from 5 exons. NCBI's taxonomy places the organism in Eukaryota, Metazoa, Arthropoda, Insecta, Diptera, Glossinidae. The record is from RefSeq and is a predicted model, not a curated record.